GGAACAUGCCGCGCUCCUUCCUGGUGAAAACGCACUCCAGCCACAGGGUCCCCAACUACCGGCGGCUGGAGACGCAGAGAGUGUUCUAGAUGCUAUUCCUGAUCAGAAGUCUGAUUUGCAAAUAUUUUCUCCUAUUCUAUGGGUUGUCUUUCUCUACCCAAAGCCUCAGCAUGGAGGUAGAAACAGAGCCAGAGAUCUAUUUUAACACAUCUAGAGUAAGAAAGGGAUUGAGGGCUGUUGGGAGGUUUUGGCUUUGGGGAAAUACAGAAUUUAACUCUUGCCUGCAAACUAACCUGUUUAUUUGGGGGCUGCUACCCUUAAGUGGACCAACCAUGUGGUGUGUGGUGUGCCGGCCCCCAAAUUCGGGAACCACCAUCCUGGGGAGGAGCCCAGCCAGGGGCAAUUCUGAAAGCCUGGGCCAGAGCACCCCAGCCAUGUGGCUCGGCUGCGUUGAGAGCACAGCAGAGCGGGCACUGGUCAGCGGUCAGGGAGGCUUCUGAGCUCACUGCCUCAUUAUCCACAAAAGGAGAUGCCCGAGGGGUAGCUGUCGGGUGACUGGAGGGUGAUUAGUUAUGAGGGGGCUGAUUUUACACUCAGCCAGCUCCUUGCUGCCAAGUGUCUGACUUAUGGGUGCUGCGUGGGCGCCUGGAGGAUGCCGGCCCAGGCUGGUACCCCUCUGCGGGGGCGGUGGGGGGGCACUCAUCAGAGGGACCCGCCCAGCCGAGGCGUAAAGGCCCUCCUUUAGCCACGAGGCCUGUUUCAUGUUCCUGAACACGAAGGGUCCUGUCAGAUGUUUCUUUGUGUUUAAAGAGGAAGUGAGAUUCACUCUCUAGACUGCGGGGCCUUCUUGUUCUAGAUGACUCCACUCCUGGCCAUGCUGUCACUUCCCUGCACAGCACCGCCAGCUCCCUUGCAAGCUGGGUCUGCAUGCGGGCUCCCGGCUACACCUCCCAUGCCAGGCUGCUGAUGGGCUGGGACUGGGCCCAUGAAUCGGAGCUGGAAACACAGAGCGCUGGGGACUCAGUCUUCAUCUGUAUAUUCUCUCCCCUCCACCCCUCUAGAAAUCAAUGGUGCCUGCUCUGCCUGUGGGGGGCUGGUGGUGCCCCUCCUCCCCCAAGACAAGGAGGCCCCUUCUGUGCCCGGUGACCUUCCCCAGCCCUGGGACGGCUCCUCAGCCAUCGCCUGCAUCUCCCUGCCCCUCCUUCCACGGAUCAAGGAAGCUCUGGGGGCCUCUGGGCCGGACGCCUUGGAAGUCAGCCGGGUCGACCCUUGGGCCAGUUGGGCCCCCAUUGUACCCCUCAAAGACAGCCUGAACCACCUCAACCUGGCCCCACUGCUGGUGCUGCCCACACAGUGGUCCCCAGUCCUGGGCCCAGACGGGCACAGGGCUCCAGAAAAACUGCUUGGGGCUGAGCGGACGCCCCGAGCCCCCGGCGGCUUCCAAUGCUUCCACUGCCACAAACCCUACCACACCCUGGCCGGGCUGGCCAGGCACCGGCAGCUGCACUGCCACCUGCAGGCGGGGCGCGUCUUCACCUGCAAGUACUGCGACAAGGAGUACACCAGCCUGGGCGCCCUCAAGAUGCACAUCCGCACCCACACGCUGCCCUGCACCUGUAAGAUCUGCGGAAAGGCCUUCUCCAGGCCCUGGCUGCUGCAGGGCCACGUCCGCACCCACACAGGGGAGAAGCCCUAUGCCUGCUCACACUGCAGCAGGGCCUUUGCCGACCGCUCCAACCUUCGGGCCCAUCUGCAAACGCACUCGGACACCAAGAAGUACCAGUGCCAGCGCUGUGCCAAGACCUUCUCCCGCAUGUCCCUCCUGGCGCGGCACAAGGAGUCUGGCUGCUGCCCAGGCCCCUGAGAGGCACAGUCGGUGCAGGUAGGAGGAAUGGUCCUCACCCUGAGAGCUGGUGUCCCUCCUGCCGCCAGAGGAGCCGGGAGUCUGGGAGGGCAGGGCCUGACUUCAUACUUGGUGCAUCCUCCAUAUCUGUGUCCGGUCAGAACCAAAGACAUCCAGCGGGGCCACCGGGGCGGAGGACACUCACCCAGGCCUCCCACCCCACGGAGCCCACUCAGAGGAGACUCCUCUCCCAGUGAAGACUUUCAUCAGAACAAGAGCCAUGGUUCCAUUUCAAUGUGGUCAAGUCUCUGGGUCUGCCCUUCCAAGUCAGAGCCUUGGGGACGUGGCCACCAGCAUGGGCCGGCAGUGCCGCCAGAUGACUUGCAAGGCUGCCUCGUUCCCUUGCAGCAGAAAUGAACAGUUCGGACUUACAGUGAGCACGGCCGUGUGGUCCUUCCUCAGUAGGCACAACUACCUCUCAGCCGGUCCCUGCCAGCCUUUGGUUUGGGGUCUGGGACAAGUUGUCCCGUGUCACACGUCUACGCUCGUGUGCACAAACAUGUACACACACGCGCCCUCCCCACCUCACCAGACUCUCCAGAAGAUGGGGAAGGACUGGGGGAGCCCACAAUUGGUGGUUCGGGUGCGUUGGGAUGAGAUGGGGUGCCUCUGGGAUUUGUCCUGCUCAGAGCCUCAAGGGGCUGGGAUCUCAGGGCACUCAACUUCCCAGGCAAGAACAGCCAUGGGGUAAUAAAUGGUCUCUGCACACCUGCAUGUUCCAUUCUUCGAAGCUUUGAGUCUCGGCCAAUCCCCUGGUUCUGUGGAGGAGGUGGGACUCUGAGAAACUCCCUGAGACAGCAGGAUUCGGGGAUCACCUGGGGCCUUCAGCCACCAAGUAGGCAGGAGACUGGGUCAGGGCAUGCCACUGUGAAAAACUCUUCUGAGAGGUGGGGAUGCUGCCAUCGGGUGACCAGGGGCGCCGUCGUGGGCAGAAGCCAGCACAGAAGUGGGAGAGCAUCCCACGGCACAGAGGAACGGCCAAGAGGCUCCAGCUUGUGCUGGGUCGAGGGCCGACACCAAGGCAGGGGCAGGUGGUGUGCAGCUGGGGGCAUUGAGUCCUCCCAGCUGCCUGUCCCAUGGCACAGAGGAACGGCCUAGAAGCUCUAGCUCAUGCCGGUGAGAGGGCCGAGACCAAGGCCAGGGCAGGCGUUGUGCGGCUGGGGGCAGUGAGUCCUCCCUGCUGCCUGGUCAGAAGAGAAGACUCAGGGCUCCCGCUGCAGCCCUCACACGCUGCGAGGGUCUGACGUGAUCACUGCUGCCUCGCAGAGUGUCUGGGCCUCUGUCCACCCAUGGUACCUGGGGCAUCUGUCGAGUCCCAGACCCUUGCCCUGCUCUGCUGAGACACUGUGCCAAAUCGGCAUGGUUGUCUACACCCAACACCCCCAUCCCCGGAGUCCUGCUCCCCCCGUACAGUGGGAUGGUGGCAUUUCCUUCUUACAUGUGGCCUCUUCUCACUGCCAAGCUGCUGGGUGGCCACCCACUGGGCUGGUCCUCCUCUUCCCAGCAUGUCUCAACCUCUCCAGCUCAACCCCAGGGGCAGCAUCCAGGAAGGAGCGAGGAGGCCGCUCCUGGUCCCUGAUGCCUUCACUGAUGAG
This is a messenger RNA of Cercocebus atys (sooty mangabey), 3498 nucleotides long. RefSeq names its product snail family zinc finger 3 (gene SNAI3). Gene Ontology annotation, biological process: regulation of DNA-templated transcription. The record is from RefSeq and is a predicted model, not a curated record. Bases 986 to 1864 code for a protein of 292 amino acids. The transcript has 3 exons. NCBI's taxonomy places the organism in Eukaryota, Metazoa, Chordata, Mammalia, Primates, Cercopithecidae. Gene Ontology annotation, molecular function: RNA polymerase II cis-regulatory region sequence-specific DNA binding; copper ion binding; DNA-binding transcription factor activity, RNA polymerase II-specific.